GAUGGCGGCCGCAGCUAUCGCCAGCCGCCGUUUCUUCCGAGCGGGAGGACGCUGGGACUGUGCCUUUCCCUGAAUGGCCGAGAAGAUUUCGCGAUGAAUCUGACGCGCUGGAGUGGGAAACGACGACGUUCAGCACCAGGCUCAGACUUCUUUUCGGGAAGCGGCGGUGACAGCAGUGACAACCCCCUGCUCCUCUCGGGGCCGGUGCUGAGCCCGCCCCCGGGCCUGAGACGCAGCCUGAAGGACCGCGGCCGCCCGCCGGCCAGAGCUGCAGGUACUCCCAGGCACUCCGUGGGCAGCGGGCGAGGGGAAUGCAAGCAGACGUUUCCUGACGAUGAAGUAGACAAGCUGCUGUUGGCAAAUUGGGGGCUUCCUCCAGCGGUUCUGGAGAAAUAUCACAGUUUUGGUGUAAAAAAGAUGUUUGAAUGGCAAGCGGAGUGCCUUUUGCUUGGACAAGUCCUGGAAGGAAAGAAUUUAGUCUAUUCAGCUCCUACAAGUGCUGGGAAGACUCUUGUUGCUGAACUACUUAUUUUGAAGCGGGUCUUGGAAACACGGAAGAAAGCUCUAUUUGUUUUGCCCUUUGUCUCUGUGGCUAAAGAGAAGAAAUACUAUUUCCAGAGUCUGUUUCAGGAAGUAGGAAUAAAAGUAGAUGGUUAUAUGGGCAGUACCUCUCCAACAGGGCAUUUCUCUUCUUUGGAUAUUGCUGUCUGCACAAUUGAGAGAGCCAAUGGUCUGAUCAAUCGCCUCAUAGAGGAAAAUAAGAUGGAUCUAUUAGGAAUGGUGGUUGUGGAUGAAUUGCAUAUGCUGGGGGACUCUCCCCGAGGUUAUCUGCUGGAACUUCUGCUGACCAAGAUUUCCUAUAUUACUCAGAAAUCAGCAUCUUGCCAGGCAUAUUUAGCCAGUCCUCUGUCUAAUGCUGUGCAGAUUGUUGGCAUGAGUGCUACUCUCCCAAAUUUGGAGCUUGUGGCUUCCUGGUUGAAUGCUGAACUCUACCACACUGACUUUCGCCCUGUACCACUGCUGGAAUCAGUAAAAAUUGGAAAUUCUAUUUAUGACUCUUCACUGAAGCCUGUGAGGGAAUUUCAACCCAUGCUACAAGUAAAGGGAGAUGAGGACCAUGUUGUUAGUUUAUGUUAUGAGACCAUUCGUGAUAACCAUUCAGUAUUACUUUUCUGUCCAUCAAAGAAAUGGUGUGAGAAGUUGGCAGAUAUCAUUGCCCAUGCGUUUUACAGUCUACACCAUCAAGCUGAGGGAUUGGUAAGAUCAUCUGAACUUCCACCAGUGAUACUGGAACAAAAGGGCCUCCUAGAAGUGAUGGAUCACUUAAAACGCUUGCCUUCAGGACUGGACUCUGUAUUACAAAAAACUGUGCCAUGGGGAGUAGCGUUUCAUCAUGCAGGUCUUACUUUUGAGGAGAGGGAUAUCAUUGAAGGAGCCUUCCGUCAAGGUCAGAUUCGGGUCUUGGCAGCAACUUCUACUCUUUCAUCUGGGGUGAAUUUACCUGCACGUCGUGUAAUCAUUAGGACUCCUAUUUUCAGUGGUCGAUCUCUAGAUAUUCUUACUUACAAGCAGAUGGUUGGUCGUGCUGGCAGGAAAGGAGUAGACACAGUAGGUGAGAGUAUCUUAGUUUGUAAAAACUCUGAGAAAUCAAAAGGUAUAGCUCUACUUCAGGGAUCUCUAAAACCUGUUCGCAGCUGUUUGCAAAGACAAGAAGGAGAAGAAGUAACUUCGAGCAUGAUAAGAGCUAUCCUGGAGAUAAUAGUUGGUGGCGUGGCAAGUACAUCACAGGACAUACAAACUUAUGCUUCUUGCACAUUUUUGGCUGCAAGUAUGAAAGAAGGGAAGCAGGGAAUUCAGAAAAAUAAAGAUUCUGUUCAACUUGGAGCAAUUGAGGCCUGUGUAAUGUGGCUACUAGAAAAUGAAUUCAUUCAGACUACUGAAGCUAGUGAUGGAACAGAAGGAAGUGUGUAUCAUCCAACACAUCUUGGUUCGGCAACUCUUUCUUCGUCACUUUCUCCAGUUGAUACUUUAGAUAUUUUUGCUGACCUCCAAAGAGCAAUGAAGGGCUUUGUUUUAGAAAAUGAUCUGCAUAUUGUUUAUCUGGUUACACCUGUGUUUGAGGAUUGGACUACUAUUGAUUGGUAUCGAUUUUUCUGUUUAUGGGAGAAGUUGCCAGCUUCUAUGAAACGGGUGGCAGAGCUAGUGGGAGUUGAAGAAGGGUUCUUGGCUCGCUGUGUGAAAGGAAAGGUAGUAGCCAGAACUGAGAAACAGCACCGACAAAUGGCCAUCCAUAAAAGGUUUUUUACCAGUCUUGUGCUAUUAGAUUUAAUCAGUGAAGUUCCCUUAAAGGAGAUUAAUCAGAAAUAUGGAUGCAGUCGUGGACAGAUUCAAUCGUUACAACAGUCAGCUGCUGUUUAUGCAGGGAUGAUUACAGUGUUUUCCAACCGCUUGGGCUGGCACAACAUGGAACUACUACUGUCCCAGUUUCAGAAGCGUCUUACAUUUGGCAUCCAGAGGGAGCUGUGUGACCUGGUCCGGGUAUCCUUACUUAAUGCACAGAGAGCCAGAUUCCUCUAUGCUUCUGGCUUUCUUACUGUGGCCGAUCUUGCCAGAGCAGAUGUUGCUGAGGUGGAAAGUGUUCUGAAAAAUGCUGUGCCUUUUAAAAGCACCCGAAAGGCAGUGGAUGAGGAAGAGGAAGCAGUUGAAGAGCGUCGGAAUAUGCGAACUAUUUGGGUGACUGGCAGAAAAGAUUUAACUGAAAGGGAAGCGGCAACUCUUAUAGUAGAAGAAGCCAGAAUGAUUCUGCAGCAGGACUUAGUUGAAAUGGGAGUGCAGUGGAGUCCAUAUUCACUUUUAAAUUCUGAUACACACUCAUUGACCUGCAGUGAAUCAGAAGUAAAAGAACACAAAUUUAUACCCCAAACUAAGAGUUCUUAUAAAAGAUUAACAUCAAAGAAGAAAUGUAACACAAUAUUUAAUGAUUCUUCUGUUACUCAUUUACCAAAUACAGUGCAAGAUUUAGAUAAAAGUAGAGAGCAUACAGAUUCCUUUUAUUAUAAAUUUCAGGAUGGGCAUCAAGAACGUCAGGUGCAUUCCAUUUCCAGAACAAAAAAACGGGCUUCUUUGAGUAUAAAUAAAGAAAAGCUAGGAACCUCUCUGAAUGAGGGGAAAGCAAGCACUACGAAAGUUGUUCAGACUCUCUCGUCUGAGAAAACAAAAAAAGAAGCUUUGAAUUUCAGUUCAGAAGAGAUGAGUACAACCUCUCAAUCUUGGAAACAUAGUAAGCAUCUAAAAGAAUCUAGAGACAGUAGCCCUGUGAAAGACACUAGGAUGUGUAGAAUCAAUUUACAAGAACAGACUCUGUCUAAUCCUAUUCAUUGUGAAGAGUCAUUUACUUCAGAUGAGAAGAAUAUGGAAUUUAGAAGUCUAGAGCCAUUUGCUAAAAACAUAUCUUUCUGUGCUGAGGGAAGAUAUAGCAAAGUAUCAUUCCCAUCACAAACAGAGCAAAGUUGUUCAAGGAACAAUAAAAUAUCUAAUGACGUUCUUGUGGAAUAUUUUAUCACAGGAUCCCAGAAGAAAAAUGUGACUCAUCAAGCCACUAGUGUGGUUAGUGAAAAUGGAAGAGGAUUAGCUGUUGAAUCAGAAAAAAAAAAUGAAGCGCUGAUACAAAAUGAUUCAAAAAACCAGCAUGUUAAUGUGAAACACCAUGACACCCAUCCAAUUAACCAGUACCUGGAAAAGCAGUUUGAUAAACAGACAAAUACUUACACCAAACUGAAAAAACCAAUAGCAAGACAAAUGCCCUAUGAGACAGACAGCAGUUAUAUGAAUAGGGACUCAAAUGUUGUUAUGAAAUGUGAAAGUACAAAGUUUAAUGCUGAGGAAAAUAAAUCAAGUAAUCUUCAGGUAUCAGGAGAAAACAUAAGCAGCACUGAGAUACCCAGUGGAGUACAUCUACUAAGUGGGGCAUUUGGUAAAUCAGGAGGCCAGCGUGAGAAUAUUCUAAAUACCCUUAGAGUACAAGUAAAAACAGAUGCUUAUGCAGCAGACAGAACUAAAAAUAAUCAUGUUUCUGACUUAGGUUUAGAUCUCUGUGAUUUUGAAGACAGUUUCUACCUGGAUACUCAGUCAGAGAAAAUAAUUCAACAGAUAGCACCUGAAAAUGCCAAGCAAGAAGGAGCAAAGGAUACCAGCUUGGCAACAGGAAUGAUGCAGAAGAGCCUAGACAAACAGAGCUCAGUAAGCUCCUUUCAGAAAGAGAUUCACAUUACUUUUCCAGGUGAACAACAUUCACCAGGAAUGACAAAUCAUUUGAAACUUAAGACUGUAGAUGCUAUGAAACAAAGCACUGAUUCACAUGGGGUUGAUAACCUGACUCCAGAAAGCCCAAUUUUUUAUUCUCCAAUAUUAAUAGGGGAAAAUGACCCAUGUUUUAAAGGCAAUGAACUUUCUGUUACUGACUCCCAAUUAAACAGUUUUCUUCAAGGUUAUCAAACACAAGAAGCUAUGAAACCAGUUAUACCUCUGGUUCCUAAAAUGAGAACUCCUACUGAUAUAGAAGUAGAAUAUCUGCCAGUUCCUGAAACAAGUUUGAAUUUGAGUGGUAGCUUACUGUUUGACAGUUUAAGUGAAGAGUACCUCGUAGAAGAACAACCACCUGAUGUACAAGCAAAAGAAUGCCUUCCUUCUGAAAUAACUUCAGUCCAUUUUGCUGAUUCUCUGUGUCUACAACCAGAGGGCCCAAUUAAAAAAUCAGAUGUGAAUGAGAAUCAAGAUAAUCAGCAGCCAUUUUCUUGUUUCAGUGAUGAAUCUACUGUAUUUUCAGAAAUGGAUUCUGCUCAGAUGGUUGAAGCUUUGGAUAAUGUAGAUGUAUUUCCUGUCCAAGAGAAACAUAAUGCUGCAGGAUGUCUUAGAGUAUUAGAACUGAGUGAUCCAGUGAUUGUGGGUAAUGAUUAUUCCCAAAGAGAAGUAAUUGGAGGAGAUAAAGAUAAAAGGUCUCAGAAAUCCAAAUUAACUGGGACACGGCAAGAUAAUUCAUUCAUAUGGUCAGGGGCAUCAUUUGAUCUAAGUCCAGGACUGCAAAGGAUUUUAGAUAAUGUGUCCAGUCCUCUAGAAGACGAAAAGCUAAAAUUAACCAUUACAGACUUUCUCAGUUUGAAAGGAAAAAAUACAGAGGUAAAUGACAAACAAGAAAUGAUUUCAAAUUUGGAGACAAAUCAAGUGCAAGGAAUUCCAUUUUCCCCUAAUAUUGUGGUAAAAGGCAAUAUUGACGCACUAGAGAACAAUGUCCUUCAUGGUGAAACCUCCUCCCUCUUGCCUUGUAAAGAAAACUGUAUAGUUGAUGAUAAUGGACUCAUUCCUCCUAUACCAUCUGCUUCUAAGUUGUCAUUUCCAAGUUUUCUUGGAACAUCUUCUGUAAAACUUAAGAAAAUUGGUGGUGGUUUACAACUUGGUGAAAGUUAUUCAUUUGGCUCACCUUCAGAUAAUAAAAACUGCGAUUUAAGUCCAGAGACUAGAAAUGGUUUCAAAGAUGACAGUCCUACUAGAGACACAAGCUUUUCACCGCAUUUAUCACAGGAUGGAUUGCAGUUAACUCUAGCCUCAUGCAGUCCAGAAAGUUUGGCCAUAAUUGACGUAGCGAGUGACCAAACUCUCUUUCAAACAUUCAUGAAGGAGUGGCAAAACAAAACUCGAUUUUCCAUCUCAUUGGCUUGUGAAAAGAUCAGUAAUUUGACAUCUUCUAAAAGUGCUACUAUUGGUGGUAGGUUUAAGCAAGUUAGUUCCUCUCAGGAAAGCCCUAUUGGAGCUGAUGGAAUUCCUGUUAAAGGCUCUGAUGGCAUCUUGGUGGUUGGACUGGCAGUAUGCUGGGGUGGAAGAGAUGCUUACUAUUUUUCAUUGCAGAAGGAACAAAAGCAUUCUGAAAUUAGUGCCAGUUUGGCCCCACCUUCUCUGGAUCCAAGCCUGACUGUGAAAGACAGAAUGCGGCACCUUCAAUCUUGCUUUCAAAAGGAAUCUGAUAAAGAACGUUCUGUUAUCAUCUAUGACUUCAUCCAGAGCUAUAAAAUUCUUCUUCUGUCUUGUGGCAUCUCCCUGGAACAAAGUUAUGAAGAUCCUAAGGUGGCAUGCUGGUUACUAGAUCCAGAUUCCAAGGAGCCGACUCUUCAUGGCAUAGUUUCCCGUUUUCUUCCUCAUGAGCUUCCACUCCUGGAAGAGAUAGAGACUGGCCAAGGAACUCAAAGCCUAGGGCUGAAUGUCACCACUGAGCAUUCUGGGCGAUACAGAGCAUCUGUAGAGUCCAUUCUCAUCUUCAGCUCUAUGAGUCAACUUAAUUCUUUGUUGAAGAAGGAAAACCUUCAAGAUGUCUUCUGUAAAGUGGAAAUGCCCUCCCAGUACUGCUUGGCCUUGCUAGAACUAAAUGGAAUCGGCUUUAGUACCGCAGAAUGUGAAAGUCAGAAACACAUAAUGCAAGCCAAACUGGAUGCAAUUGAGACUCAGGCCUAUCAACUAGCUGGCCAUAGUUUUUCUUUCACCAGUUCAGAUGACAUCGCUGAGGUUUUAUUUUUGGAAUUGAAGUUGCCACCAAAUGGAGAGAGAAAACACCAAGGCAGCAAGAAAACUUUGGGUUCUACCAGAAGAGGGAAUGAUGAUGGAUGGAAGCUAAGGCUGGGAAAACAGUUCAGCACUAGUAAGGAUGUUUUAAAUAAAUUAAGGGCAUUACAUCCUUUACCAGGCUUGAUAUUAGAGUGGAGAAGAAUCACUAAUGCUAUUACCAAAGUGGUCUUUCCCCUGCAGCGGGAAAAACGUCUGAAUCCUUUCCUUGGAAUGGAAAGAAUCUAUCCUGUAUCACAAUCACACACUGCUACAGGACGAAUAACCUUUAUAGAACCAAAUAUUCAGAAUGUACCAAGAGAUUUUGAGAUCAAAAUGCCAACACUAGUAGAGGAAAGCCCACCUUCCCAAGCCCUAGGCAAAGGCCUACUUCCUACGGGCAGAGGAGGAAAAAAGAAGGGUUGUGGCCUGAACCCCAGGCACCAGGCAGAGAUGGAGGAGAGAGCUUCAGAGAGAGGAAUGCCGUUUUCAGUUAGCAUGAGACAUGCCUUUGUGCCUUUCCCAGGUGGUUUAAUAUUAGCUGCUGAUUACUCUCAACUUGAGCUGAGGAUCUUGGCUCAUUUAUCCCACGAUCAUCGUCUCAUUCAAGUACUAAACACUGGAGCUGAUGUUUUCAGGAGUAUUGCAGCUGAAUGGAAGAUGAUUGAGCCAGAGUCUGUUGGGGAUGAUCUGAGGCAACAAGCAAAACAGAUUUGCUAUGGAAUCAUUUAUGGAAUGGGAGCUAAAUCUUUGGGAGAGCAGAUGGGUAUUAAAGAAAAUGAUGCUGCUUUUUACAUCGACUCCUUCAAAUCCAGAUAUACUGGGAUUAAUCAUUUCAUGAGAGAGACAGUGAAGAAUUGUAAAAGAGAUGGAUUUGUUCAGACCAUUUUGGGAAGGCAUAGAUAUUUACCAGGAAUCAAAGACAACAACCCUUAUCACAAAGCUCAUGCUGAGCGUCAGGCUAUCAACACAAGAGUCCAAGGUUCAGCGGCUGAUAUUGUCAAAAUAGCCACAGUUAAUAUUCAGAAGCAAUUAGAAACCUUCCACUCAACCUUCAAAUCCCAUGGUCAUCGGGAGAGUAUGCUCCAAAAUGACAGAACAGGAUUGUUACCAGAGAGAAAACUGCAAGGGAUGUUCUCUCCCAUCAGAGGAGGCUUCUUUAUCCUUCAACUCCAUGAUGAACUCUUAUAUGAAGUGGCAGAAGAGGAUGUUGUUCAGGUAGCUCAGAUUGUCAAGAAUGAAAUGGAAAGUGCUAUAAAACUCUCUGUGAAACUGAAAGUGAAAGUGAAAAUAGGUGCCAGCUGGGGAGAGCUGAAGGACUUUGAUGUGUGAUUGUAGGGAACCCUGGUGUAGGUACAAUCACAUGGAAAAAAUAGAGAUUACCCUUUCACCUACUUCAUGAAAAUAGAAACCCUCAAGUUUUGAUGAACUUAUGAUAGUAAUUUUAUAGUGAGAGUUUCAAAACAUAUAUGAGUUUAUUUUCUGUAGUAUGAAAAAACUUUGAGGCAAAAUAUCAAGUUUAAUGAUUAUAUUCGCUCUCAAAGAGUAUCUAUGAAAUUGCCUUUUAUAGUUUACUGUGGCUCUAAACAGUUUCAGAACACACGCUUGAAAUACGUACUUAGCACUUUGGAUCUUCGUCUGUCUGGUUGAGCAUGAAGAAAAUGAAACUGCUGUCUCAGGGUCAUUUUCAUCCCAACCAGGAUUCAGAUACUGGUGAUACAGACCCCUGAAGGAGCCAGAGGCAGAUAAGGAUUUGGUUUCACAUAAACCACCAGGGUUAGGUGUUGUGUGUGAUUUUCAUCCAGUAUCGGUGUAAGACUUCUGAAGUGGUAUUUUUAAAUAGCACUGGCUAGUAAAUUAAGAAUUCUAUAAAGUGGUAAGACUUGGUAUGGAUGUAGUCUAGGAAUGGAUUUUCAUGAAUUGCCAUUUCUUCUUCCUUUCCCUCUCCCAAUUCAUGCAAUUAAUAUAUUUCCAAUACUUAGGUAUUAUAAAGCAAGCUACACCUCUUCAAGAGGUAUUCUGAUCUUAAGAUCAGAUGUUUAUACUGCAGUUUAAUGUAACACUGCCAGAGAAGGAAAACACCCCCUCAUCAGUCCCUCAGUGCCUCUUUCUCUGUGGCAUGGUGUGAAUACUCAUGCUAAAAGACUGUAUUUUAUAAUCCCAGUCAGAGGUGAAUA
Mesoplodon densirostris (Blainville's beaked whale) is the source of this 8765-nucleotide messenger RNA. RefSeq names its product DNA polymerase theta (gene POLQ). The record is from RefSeq and is a predicted model, not a curated record. The transcript is spliced from 30 exons. Gene Ontology annotation, biological process: DNA-templated DNA replication; double-strand break repair via alternative nonhomologous end joining. Bases 94 to 7920 code for a protein of 2608 amino acids. Gene Ontology annotation, molecular function: ATP binding; DNA-directed DNA polymerase activity; DNA binding. Lineage: Eukaryota; Metazoa; Chordata; Mammalia; Artiodactyla; Ziphiidae.